Clunio marinus is the source of this 534-nucleotide messenger RNA. NCBI's taxonomy places the organism in Eukaryota, Metazoa, Arthropoda, Insecta, Diptera, Chironomidae. The record is from the annotation of a GenBank genome assembly.
AUGUUUGUAAUUAAAAUGAUCGCUUUUGCUUAUAUUGUCAGCUGUAUCAAUGCUGAACCACCAAGAAGACGAAGCAGCUUCAGACAAUUUGCUAGACAAGAGGUAGAAGAACAACCAGAAUCUAGCCAAGGCUACAAUUAUGAUCCACCAGCUGGAGAACGAUUGAGAUUACCAGUUCCGGUGAGAUUCCGACAAUUUGCUAGACAAGAAGAUCAAGCUUCAAAUGGAUACGAUUAUCCUAAGCCGACUGAUAGCUAUGGUCCACCUGAAGAAGAAACUACUGAAGAUGUUGAAGAAAUCACAACUGAAGAACCAACUGACGAACCAACGACCAUCAACUCAGAUGCUGAAGAGUUACGAUCACUUCAAGCAACUCAAUUCCGUCGUAAGAAUUCUAAAUUAAUUCGUUCUCAAAAAUUGCAAGCAUUUAAUGGUGCAAGACAAGUAGCGCCUAUUAGUGCUCAACCUGUUUAUUAUAUUCAAUAUAGUGAUGCUGAUUUAGUAGAACCUCAAUAUUAUUAUGUCUUUAAAUAG